Molecule: messenger RNA, 5944 nt
Organism: Triticum aestivum (bread wheat)
Lineage: Eukaryota; Viridiplantae; Streptophyta; Magnoliopsida; Poales; Poaceae
Product: putative disease resistance protein RGA3
Exons: 8
Coding region: 409-4716 (1435 amino acids)
Molecular function (GO): ADP binding
Source: RefSeq, a predicted model, not a curated record
GGCAGUGCCAAAAAAUCAUCAUCUGCCCUGCCCUGAUCUCCGCACCACCUGCUCUUCACCUCCGCCAUCACCUACUCCCCAGCCCAGCUCCUUCCACCUCCUCCCUGGUGACUCAGCUCCCUCUCUCACCACGGCCACAGCGGCUCCCGGAUCUAACCAGUCGCACCGCCGCCGCACAGCAACAGUCCGAACAGGUACCAUUCUCUGGCCAACUAAUCAUACUUUUAAAUCGUGGGUGAAAUUACCGCUAUAGCGGCGCUAUCGCGGUUCAGAAUCUUCCCCGCGAUUUGCUUCCUUCCCAAAAUCGCGGGCGAUCGCGCCAAUUUCGGCGGAGAUCGCGGCCUUCCUUCCUAUAAUUUCGCUGCCAAUUUUCCUUCCGCUAAACUCCUUUGCCCGCGAUUUAAAAGUAUGGUGCCUCACGUCGUCCAUCCCUGCAUCCGACCAGGGGAUCCGAUGGCGGACGCCGCCCUCAGCGCGGCUCAAUGGGUGGUGGGUAAGGCGCUAGCCCCCGUUGCAGAUGGCGUGCUGGAGGCUUGGGCGGCCACCAGGAACUUUGGUCCCAGCAUCGAGGCCCUCAGGAUGGAACUGUUGCUCGUGCAGGCGACGCUCGAAAAUGCUGCCGGCAAGGAGAUCUGCGGUACGGCCAUGGAGGAGCUGCUGCAGAUGCUGCGGGACUCGGCACACAAUGCCGAGGACUUGUUGGACGAGCUGGACUACUUCCGCAUCCAUGAUGAGCUCCACGGCACGCACGAUGCUGCUGACGAGCAUGGCAGGAGUGGCAUCCAUGGCCUUGUCCUCAAUGCUUGUCACGUCGCCAAAGCUGUUGGCAAACAUCUGCCAUCUUUGCCCGCGUACUGGUUUGGCGCCAAUGCUGGUGAUCCCCGACAACAAGAUGCAACACAAAGUGCCAACUCUUUUGUUUGGCCACGUGGUAGGAAGAGGUUACGUGACGAUUCCUCCUCGGAGCCAAAUGCCAAUCAGGCUGAUGAGGAGGUCAGCAGACGCAAGAAGCACCAAAUCUUGAUGUUUAAUAGGGUUGAUUUCGCCCAAAGGAUGAAGGACAUUGUAGAGAAAAUGCACCCUGUGCGUAAGGAUGUUAAUGAGAUUCUGCUGGGUUGUGGCCCUAGAACUGUCCCAGACAUUGCGCAACAUCGUCCCACCACCACACCUCAGAGUGCAGAGCCAAAACUAUAUGGGAGGGACUGUGUCAUGAAUAGCAUCAUACAUGAUAUCAUUGAGGGUCAAUACUGUGACAAGGGUCUAACUGUGCUUCCUGUUAUUGGUCCGGGGGGAAUGGGGAAGACAACUCUGAUACAACACAUAUAUAACAACCAACAAGUGCAGAAUCAUUUUCUGGUCAGGAUUUGGAUAUGUGUGUCAUUCAGUUUCAACCUGGACAAGGUGCUAGAACAGAUUAAAAAGUAUACUCCUAAAGUGGAAGGUGAAAAGGAGUGUAUUAGACCAGAAGAAUUGAUUAAACACAGAUUGAAACACAAAAGGUUCUUACUUGUAUUGGAUGAUAUAUGGCAGUUUACUGAUGUGGAUGACUGGAAAAAACUAUUAUUGAUACUCGGCAAGUCACAAGAAAAUGGUUCCAUGAUUCUAGUCACAACUCGGCAUAAAAAAAUAGCAGAUCAAGUUAAGAAAACUGAAGAACCAAAAGAACUGGACGGUUUAGAACCUGGAGAGUUUAGGAAGUUAUUCCUAAUAUAUGUCUUUGAUGCUGAGCAAUACCCAGAGGAUAAACGUCAUUUGCUUCACAUUGGAGAUAAGAUAAUGGAAAAACUGAAGGGCUCCCCUCUUGCAGCAAAGACCGUUGGCAGAUUAUUGAGGACAAACCUUAGUUUGGCUCAUUGGAGAAUGGUCCUAAAAAGUAAAAAAUGGGCGAAGGAGACCGAUGACAAUGGAAUUAUGCCUGCCUUGGAGCUUAGCUAUGACUUUCUCCCUUUCCAUUUGCAAAGGUGUUUUUCCUAUUCUGCAUUAUUUCCUGAAGAUUACCAUUUCAGAAGCCAUGAGCUCAUCAGCCUAUGGACCGGACUAGAUAUUUUGACACCUUCUGAUCAAAACCCAACCUUUGAAGGCACGGGUCUGAGCAUUUUAAAUGACUUAGUCAUCCAUGGAUUUUUAAGAGAAUAUAAAACUAAUGGUGAUAUGCGGUAUGUUAUGCAUGACCUAUUGCAUGAGUUGGCAUUGAAGGUUGCAUCACAUGAUUGCCUUAAUUUUCGCCUCCCUGAUGUUGGAUCGGUACAAGUUAAGCCAUCCACCCGACACCUGUCGAUAAGUAUAGAGAACUUGGGUGAAUAUAAUGGUCAAAAAUUAAAGAGGGAAUUGGAAAAACUGAAGACAAGUUUGAAGAUUGAACAUUUGCAAACACUGAUGUUAUUUGGAGCAACGGAUGAAGGUUUUGCUAAGAUAUUUGGUGAUUUUCUUGGGGAAGCAAAUGCUCUCCGUGUUCUUUAUUUACCCCACCUGAAGUAUCCAGUGGAGUCUAUGGUACAUAACUUUUCAAGACUUGUCCACCUACGAUUCCUAUGUCUAGGGACAUUGAAGAGUAAGGUGCCCAUUAUUUUACCACUUAACAUCUCUAAAUUUUACCAUCUAAGGGUUCUAGAUCUUAAGUCAUGGUCUGGCAGUAGCAGGGGCGGAGCCAGCCCAGCGGGCCGCCCUGGGCCCUCUUCAUAUACUGUAGCAGAUGUGGAUAGUAAAUCGCUACGGUACAGGAAGAAAUUGGGCCUCACGCCCCGGGCCUGGGCCCUAGGGGCCAGGGGCCUGUAUCCGCCACAGGGUAGUAGUGAUUUUCCUGAAGACAUGAGCAACCUUGCAAAAUUGUGCCAUUAUUAUACUCCAAGAGAUGAUGAGCUUCAUUCUAACAUUUGUAAUGUGGGAAAACUUGAACUCUUGGAAAAGUUAAAGGUAUUUCGAAUCAAUAAAAAAAGUGAAGGAUUUGAACCAAAGCAACUAGAGCAUUUGACCAAGCUGUGUGAGCUUGGCAUCUACAACCUUGAGAAAAUACAUACGGAAGAUGAGGCAGCUCAAGUAAAACUCAAUGAGAAAAAGUGCUUGAGAAGGUUAACAUUGGACUGGGAUAGUGAGCAAUCUAGUGUUGAGCCUGGUGUGGAAGCAGUGGUUCUUGAGUGCCUUCGACCACAUGAAAAUCUUGAUGUGUUAUGCAUUAGAGGGCACAGAGGCCCCACUUGUCCAACAUGGCUGGGUGAUGAGCAUGCUGUUGAAACUCUGCAAUCUCUUUGUCUUUAUGCUGUUUCUUGGAAGGUUUUCCCUUCUUUACGGAACAUGGGGGAUCUUUGUGAACUUGAGAUACAAGGCUGUCCAGGAUUCUCAUCAGUGAUUUCCAUGUCCUGGAUUGAAAAUCUGCGCCGUGUCAUGGUAAAACAUGUAAAGUUACUAGAAAAGUUUGAGUACUCAAAAUCAUCAGAUGGAGUAGAAUUGAAAAUUAAGGGAAAGCAUGGUCUGCAUGGCUUAGAUCAAGUGUUAGUUUUCGAUAAAGAAACAAGUCUUGAGAAGCUGACACUUAAGAGGUGCCCACCUCUGGAGUUGAAGCACCUUCCGAUGCUAACCUCGUUGAAGACAUUGAUUGUAGAAAAUUCAGAAAGUCUGGUUGGACCACUAGGAGGUCAGGGUAAUGGGGAAUGGCAGCUGCCUGUUGAGCACAUCAAGAUCAGCAACUUGAAUGGUAAUAGUGGGAAGGAAUUGACAGAGCUCUUACCCCACCUCCCAAAGCUCUCCAAUUUGGAUAUACAGCAUUGUAAAAACAUAGAACAGCUGGUGGUGGGGGUGAAUGUGCAACAAACAACACCAGCAACAUCAGAGCUGGUCUUCCCAGCUCAUCUCUUUGACUCAUUACGGGAAUUGAAGUUCUAUGCCUGCCAAGAGCUGGUCCUGGUGGACCCACCAACUCUUCUUCCUCGAGGAGUAUGGCUCCAAGCCUUGCGAUCACUUCAGAGAUUAACAAUACAGGAGUGCCCAAAGUUUCUAUCCGCCUUCUCGUUUUCUGGUCACCUUUUUCCUUCCUCCCUGGAGUUCCUGAAGCUUACGGGUGUUAAAGGCAUGGGGACAGUAGAGCCCCUCUCAAACCUCUCCUCCCUUACCAGAUUAGAAUUGUAUCGGUGCGGAGAGGAUCUAAAAUGUCAAGGCUUGCAGUCUCUCCUUACCACCAGUGGCCAACUCAACAAAUUAAGAGUCAUAGGUAGCCCUGGUUUCUUUGCUAAUUGGGUUCCCAAUCCCGAGCGGGAGUUGGAGGAUGUUCAAGGAGGAGAAGAGCAGCCUGUUUCAUCGACACUGCAGGAGCUCUACACGUAUGUUGACGAGGGACUCCUUUCUGCACCCGUCUGCAGCGUCCUCUCUUCCUCCCUCACCAUGCUGAAACUUCAAGGGGGUGGGUGUGAAGGGAUGGAGCGCUUCAGCAAGGAGCAGGAGGACGCCUUUCAGCUCCUCUCCUCCCUCCAGCAACUUCACUUUUCGUGUUUCCAGAAGCUUCAACAACUUCCUGCAGGACUGCGCAACCUUACCAGCCUCAAGGAAUUAAUGAUCUACGACUGUCCAGCUAUCUCGUCAUUGCCCAAGGAUGGCCUCCCCAAAUCACUGCAAAAGUUAUGGGUCAGCAACUGCGGCAACCAGGAGCUAAUACAGCAGUGCAGGGGUUUGAAGGACAUCAUGCAUGACAUUCUUAUAAACACAAUUGCCACAUGCAUGACAUGAGGGCCAUGUGGCUGCCGCUGUAUCAUAUCAAUUUGGCGUUCAUUCCAUCUUAUAGGCUUCUUCAAAUUUUGCAUUUAAAUUUGGGUUAUUGUCAUUGAUCAAGAGGUGGUAGUCUACUUGCCCAAUUUGGGUUUUACAAUCAGAAUUAUGGGAUAAACGAGAUACUCAUAUAAGGUGUUCUCGUGCUUCUGAUGUCUUGCACCUACUUGGCCGUCAGUACCGUUUGUGUUUAUAUUCGUCCAAAACUCAUGAAGACUUGAUGGUGUAUCUGCAAAGUUCAAUUUUGAUAUUCAAAAGGUCAUCAUGGCAUAAUUAUGAAAAGCACCCGGUUUCCUGUGUUCUGCCACCAAUAAGGUUUGCAUUUUUGUAUCCAGUCUACAUUCAACCAAUACCAGGUAUUCUGCAUUUGCCAUACCUGUUUUUGUUUAAUAAAAUUUAAUUACGCAGAGGAUCUUCACAAGAACAUCCCGAGUACCAUAGCAGUGCACGUGUGCAGCCAAUUUUUAAUGAAACAGUGAAUUUUGCAUUGCAGGGCAUGUGCAAUUUUGAAAUUUCAGAACCCCAUUAAGUCAUCAAGAUGCAUAAUUACAACAGACUGGUAGACCUGCAGGGUAAAAAACUACUCCCAACGACUUGUGCAAAAGGGUGUGUAAACAUCCACGCCCAGUCCACGACGGUACGAGGCGUGGAAAUAUACACGAGCAAGCCACGCUCGUGAGCUCGCGAAAACGAGACGGCUGCUUCGUCCCGCGCCCGCCCGGAGGAAGAAUCGGAGGAGCUCGCCCCUAGGUCCCCGUCGCGUUUCUUCUUCGGCCGUCGCCCAAGAUGGAUGGUGACCAAAGCUUCUUGGACACCAUUGGUUUUGGUUACACACAAACACAACCAGAUAGUCCAAUUGGAGAGCAGGCAACUCCAUCAACUCAGCAUCGUUCUGCAAUAACAGAGAAAGGAAAAUCCAACAAAGGAAAAAAUAAUGGUCUAGUGAUGUCUCAUAGCAGCAUGGGCAAAUACAACUUUGGAUAUUGUUGGGACAGAUCAAAACCGAGAUGCUUAUUGGGAUAGAAUUUCAGAGUACUACAACACACACAAGGAAUCAUCAUGGCCGGAGCGUAAUGCUAAUGCAAUCAAUUGCCGUUACACAACGAUUAACAGAGAGACCUCUAAAUUUUGUGGUUGCCUCCAGCAGAUUUUAAAUAGGCAAGAAAGUGGAAGGACUAUAGAAGAAAAG